This is a messenger RNA of Magnolia sinica, 1063 nucleotides long. Its product is annotated as polyadenylate-binding protein-interacting protein 5-like. Lineage: Eukaryota; Viridiplantae; Streptophyta; Magnoliopsida; Magnoliales; Magnoliaceae. The transcript is spliced from 4 exons. Bases 224 to 859 code for a protein of 211 amino acids. Gene Ontology annotation, molecular function: ubiquitin binding. The record is from RefSeq and is a predicted model, not a curated record.
CUCUCUCUCAUUUCUUCUAUUACCCGUAGAAAAUUCGAAAAUCCCAUCCAAAUCCCGGAUUCCUUGAUUCUUUCAAAGAUCAAAGAGCGAAGGUAUUUUCGGGCGAUAGGGUGAUGAUUUCAGCUUCCUAGAGCGUUUUCCCAGACUCAAUGCAAGAUUUCUCAAGAUUCAGAAAAUAGAAAGAUUUGAGUAGAGAUUGAUAUCUCUCUGUACAACUUAGACAAUGAAGCCAGGGAAGUCUUCUUUGAAUCCAUACGCAGCAUCAUUCGUUCCGCUUUCCAGGCGAGGAAUAAACGAUGAAAAUAAAGCUCAUAUAACAACAUACAGAGAUCAUAAGAGUGAUGGUGGUACUGAAAUCUUCAAUGCAAACAAGGUCGAAAAUAACACCCCCCAAACAAUGUCCGGAGAGUCCAAAAACCCCAUGGAGACUGCACAAAAUGCGCAGAAAUCUAAUAUCCUUGGAACUGAAGAGGAUUGGUCACAGAAGGGCCACAACUUUUACAGCUUUGAAGAUUCAAUGCCACGAGAUAUGAACGAUCGAACUGAAAAGGAGAAUCCAGCUGAAGAUUAUGAGGUGGAUAUGGCAUAUCUUGCAGCUGCAUUUCCUGGUAUCUCGGAGCAGUCCCUCGUCGAUGUGUACUUUGCAAACCAGGGCGACUUGGAGGCCUCGAUCGAGAUGCUGAUACAACUUGAGGGCCAACCUGAUGACUUUCAACGUCUUCCCCAAACUUUGAACAUUGGUGACGUGUCUGACUCUGGCGUUGUGGGCAAUACAUCGGGGGAAUGGAGGGCUAACUAUGGUGAGGCAAGCGGGUCAUCUGGUCCGUCGGAUUCGGUGUUGGGCCCAGUUGGCAAUUGAGAGAAUUUUGCAGACAAUGAGCUACUAGCUCUGCCUGUGAAUUUUGUUGAUUGUGGGUAAGAACUAAGAAAUGGACCUCUUUUUCUCAGCUGCAAAUCUGUUUUUUUUUUUUUUUUUUCAUCUCUUGUUUUUGUGUUGUAAAUCCAAACCGCUGUAUGGUUCUUCUACAGAUUACAGACUGUCUCAAAGGAAAGUUUUUUUUUU